GUGUAUCCAGUAACAGCUGGUGUCGGGGCGUAAUGACCUUUUGUCUCCCGACGGUCAGGUACGGAGAGGGGGGCGGAGAUUCAGAAGGAACCCCUUCAUAUCGGACUGGUCCCGGCGUCCCAGACAACAAAUGGCUGUGAACCGAUAGAGAGGGGGAGAGUGAUCCAGGUUUGUGUUUGAGAGAGCCGUGUCCAUGCUCACAUAGUGGCUUAGAGAGGGCAAGAAGCGCUCUUCAUCCUCAUCCUCACACUCAGUACAUUUUAUCCAGCUGGCAGAAGGAUGGGAGAGUACUGUUGACACCACGGAGAGAUACACGCUGAGACCGACUAUGGCUGUGGACGCGGCGUCCAGCUUCAGUUUUUGCCGUGCCUCCCUGGAGCACACGGUGUCUGCUGAGGAGCUGAGCUACCAGCUGCCGCGUCGCGCCGGAGGCAGCAACCUGACCUGGCACGACGGCCGAGGCCAGAAAACGGCACACACGCGCACUGUCAAACUACUGCAGCAGCCCGGCACAGAGGGCAUCCAGUUGCGCCCAGGAGAAGCCUUCACUGUGUACCACACCAGUCCUACUCUGUCCAGUCUCUCCAAACCAGUGGUGCUGUGGACCCAGCAGGAUGUCUGCAAGUGGCUUAAGAAACACUGUCCUCACAACUACCUGACCUAUGUAGAGGCCUUUUCCCAUCACGCCAUCACAGGGCGGGCGUUGCUGCGUUUGAACGGGGAGAAGCUGGAAAGGAUGGGAAUCGUCCAGGAAACGCUGCGGCAGGAGGUCCUCCAGCAAGUCCUCCAGCUGCAGGUUAGAGAGGAGGUCCGCAACCUGCAGCUCCUUAGUAGAACCUCCUUUGGAAACUUCUCGUAGCUCGUCCCUGGAUCCAUUUGGCAGCCCUUUCCCUUAUCCCCUGUCACAAUACAUCUCCAGGAGCCAUGGAAGAGCUGCUGUCUUCAGAUAUGUGAGCGGAGAAUCAAUGAGUGAAAGGGGAAAGGACAAGUCUAUAGACUACAUGCCAACCAGUCUGGAGGAUUCUCAUUCAACUCAGCCAAUCUGGUUUACAGACACUGAGACAGAGACAAAGCCCCGCUCAAGGCAGGGGUACCCACUGUAACAUAGUGAUAAGAUGUAAGAUUCACAAAACAAGUGGUGACGUAGGCCUGUCAUUGGUAUAUGCUUGAUCACAGCAAAUCUCCUUUUGGUUUUCCGUCUCAUUUGGAUUGGAACAGUUUUGACAGAAUCUUGGUGAAUCACCACAUUUGGGUUUAUUUUUGCUCUACAUGUUACCAGUUUUUUUGUCUCACAGUCUUUCCUCUUCCUUCUGGUGAAGGUCACAACAUGAAUAACACAGACACAGCUUCACAUCACCCUAACCUUUGAACCCAGCGAUGCUGAAAAUGUGGCGGAAACAUACAUAGUGAAAGAAAACUUGGUCUGACAACACCUCCAUUGGGCCACUGGAUAUAAAGUGGAAACUCCUGGUCAAUCGCCAUCCAUGUAAUGCUACAACGCUGAGCCUGCUCAGCGAUUUAAAGCUGGUCUUAAAUGUCCUUGACUGCAACGAAAACAAUUCUCGAACAAUUCUUCACCCACAGGUCACACGGCAUUUUCCUCUCAGGACUUUAAUUUUGGAAUUGUAGGUUUGAAGCAUCGACGAGAACACGUCAAACUGAAUGUCAUUCCAACAGUCAGUCUUUCCGUAUUGUGACUGAUCUGCUGUAUGUCAGUGAGAAAUUAGAAAAAUAUAUCCACAGUAUGGGCAUUGUAGAAUAAUUGUAAAUUUGGGAUUACUGUAACAGUACCUUAGUCUUUUGCUAAUGGAGUGGAUCUGAGGACGUUAACGUGAUAAUCACUGACUGUCUGUGCUUUAUAAAGCAAUAUUUUAAAUGACGAAAGGCGGGGAGGAGUAGCAGCACUAUAUGAGAUAAAUAUUUAGAAAUCUUUUUUAUUGAGCUGGAAUGCGAGUAUGAGUGACUGCUGAGGGAAACAUACAUUCUGCCACAGCUACAGUAGCAGCAUUUGUCGGCCUCGUAGCUUGUCCUUUGUGUGUGCUAAUGUAUACCGUAUGUCAUCUCUUGUAACACUGAUGCUAAGAAAAAGGGACAAGUCACUGUUGUAUCCUGCCUGCUUUCUGUCCCGGGUGUGACACUGUGAUUUCAAAUGCUCAGAAAUCGAGACACUAUGACAGCUACCUGGAUGCAAGAUUCCCAGUGUGACUGAAGUGAGCACCUUUGAAGUCACUCGAGGCAGCGGCUGACAGCUAUGUAUGAUGAUGAUGUUUAAGUCGCAUAAAUAAAUAAAACUACAUAAAUAAAUGAACUUAAAACAAACAAAAUCAGGUGGAGGGGAAGAAAUCUUGGGGUAACAUAAGUAAUUGACUGUUAAAAGUGAGAAAACAUGCUGUAUUAUUUUUAGAAUACCUGAUGUACCGCAAAUAUUGACACUUUUGGCUUACUUUGUGAGUUGGUUGAUGAUUUGUUUGAAAUUCAAAAAGGAAAAAUGAAGUGUGUUACAGAUAUAUGAAAGGGUGUGGUAUGGAAUGUGAUGAAAGCUGUCUUUUUAGAAUAAACUAACUGAGAUCGUUGCUCCUGAUUUCCACAUUGUGUUACCAUAAUGUUUAGAAUUGUUUUUAUUCUUGGGUUUUUAUUGAGCCAGGUUAGCAGACACUGAAACACACUGAAGAUAAAAACGGCCCUAGUUUAUCUUGUGUCAAGGUACUGUGGAAGAUUUUUUUUCCCCUAUAUGGAGCGACAUUUUUUCCAAAUGUAUGACAUAUUUUUAUGCUGGCAGUUUUACCAUGAUCAAAUUAAUUUUAUUGUAAGAGCAGGACCUUGAAAAUGAAAAUUCAAAAUGACCAAGUCUUUGUGGGGAAGGAAAGUUGGUUUGUCAAUUCAAAAAUAUUACACCAAAAUAAAUCAAGCAUUGGACAAUCCUGAAAUAAAUAAAACAUUGCAUGCAUUGACACACUAAAGGAUAAAAUGUGUGUUAUAGAACUUGUUAAUGUUUCCAUACCCUUUUUGUCAAAGAACCAUUCAUUUCUUUCUCUGCUCAUUUAGUGGAAUUUAAAAAAUCCCACAAAUGUAGAAAUAAAAGGUUCUGCUUCUAUUUUAACAUUUAGAAACACUACAAAAUUGUUCUU
This is a messenger RNA of Scatophagus argus, 3128 nucleotides long. It is a transcript of the gene samd10b, whose product is annotated as sterile alpha motif domain containing 10b. Bases 329 to 859 code for a protein of 176 amino acids. Gene Ontology annotation, molecular function: protein binding. Gene Ontology annotation, biological process: cell surface receptor protein tyrosine kinase signaling pathway. The transcript is spliced from 5 exons. Gene Ontology annotation, cellular component: cytoplasmic side of plasma membrane. NCBI's taxonomy places the organism in Eukaryota, Metazoa, Chordata, Actinopteri, Scatophagidae. The record is from RefSeq and is a predicted model, not a curated record.